AUGACGCUCGCAUCACACCCGGGCGCCGAUCGCCACCAUCAGCACCGCCGGCGGCAGCACCCUCCUCCUUUGCAUCAUCGCCGCCGCCGCAGCUGUCAGGAGGACGCGCGGGCAGUCUGCGCGCGGGCGGCGGCGGGCGCGGGGCGAGCCCCGGGGCGCCCGGACCCGGGCCGGGGCCGGGGCUGGCGGCGGUCGCAGCGAGGCGGGGGCCAGUCCAGACCGACGGCAGCGACGGGGCGGGCGGGCGGCGGCGGCGGCGGCUGGGGCUCGCUCAGUCCCCAGUUUCGUACACCACGAGCAGCAGGUCGGAGCAGCCUCUCCGGGAGGAUGUCCAGCGGCAGCCCUCCUCUCUCCAGCCCUUGGGGAUCUUCCGUUGAGGCAUUGAAGACAGGAGGAAGGGGUCCGUCAUCGGCUCGCCGGGCUCCGCGCCACCUCUGCGAUCUUGCGGAAAGAGGAGCGGUAUUUUAUAAUAUGACAUUGAUGCUUCCCCCAUAAAGAUGCUGGAGUUUGCUUCUCCAUCACCUAAUCCCAGUGACUUACUUUGGCCAAUGAGACAUUAGCACACGUGAUAUAAGCGGAGACUUAGCAAGUGCUUAUAAACUGGACUCAACUUGCUGCUCAUGAGAAGUCUUCCAUCAUCACUGGUGAAAAAUGACAGCCUCUUGAAGGACGAUACCAUCUGGAACAUAGAUGUGCCAUCCCAGUGAAGGCUUCUAGAGCAACAAACUCCCAGCCAAGUGCCAUCACUGUCUGCAAGACAUCUGCGUGAGAUGAUCUUAGACCAUCCGACACUACUUGAGCCAUUAAUGACUACUAUUGAAUGAAUGACUUCAUAUAAAACCAGCUACAAAGCCACCCAACUGAGCAGAGUACAAACUGCUAACCACAAAAUCAUGAGUUAAUAAAUUGAGUUUUAUUUUAAGCCACUAGGUUUUGAGUUGGUUUAUUUUAGGAAUAGAUCACUGACACAGAAGAAGACAUUGGAAAUUUGGGUCUAUGAAUGAUCAUUUUUGAAAUGUUAAAAAAC
Molecule: messenger RNA, 1027 nt
Organism: Lontra canadensis (Northern American river otter)
Lineage: Eukaryota; Metazoa; Chordata; Mammalia; Carnivora; Mustelidae
Product: forkhead box protein D1-like
Exons: 2
Coding region: 1-495 (164 amino acids)
Source: RefSeq, a predicted model, not a curated record